CCCCAUUAUUAAGUUGUUAUUAACUGAUCAUUUACUUGUUUCUUUCUUUCCUUCUUUCUUUAUUUCUUUAUUUUUUUCUGAUUUUAUCCUUUACUUUUUUGUCCCUUUAACUUAUUUAUUUUUCACUUGCCUCUAUUCUUCCCUCUUCGUCCAUGCCCAUGUUUUACUAUUUGUUUUUAUCUUUUCCUCCCUCCAAUAUUUCCCCUUUCCUCCCGCAGCCAUGCAAAGUCUAAACACUCACUCAGUUACCGCGACAUUUUCCAUCAGCGCUUUUAUGUGCGUGCAUCUCCCGCCUUAGGCAAGAAAGCAUCCCCCCUGUAAAAUUUAUUCAUGACCCACAAUGCAUGUAAAUUGUCCUCACAAAAGUAAGUUAAACCCUGUUAUUUUGCUACGCUGGACUAAGCCAUAACAAGGCAGGAUUGACUAACGCACACCGCGGGGUCAUUUCUCGUCCACGCCACAAACACUCGAGCCGCAGUGGAUGUCGGACGGUUAGGCGGAUGAGUUGACUGGGGAAGACCCUUUCAAAUUACCCCACACAGCCAUCCAGUGCCACUCUGAGUAACAAUGGACCAGAUAACCGACCACUUCCGCCUUUCCACCGCUAAAGCCCGCUAGUAAAUCAGGUCGUGAGCCAUACACUGCAGUAGGGAGCGCACUCACCUGCACAGUACACACACACACACACGUCCAGGGGUUUGAUGGACACGCGCGACGCAACCUGAUCCUUGACUUUUUUUUUACUCAAUGCACUCAUGUGAUUGAAUGGAAACUGAGUGCCUGUGUUUGGGAGAUUUGUGAAAGCCUUUUUUUAUUCUCGAAAUCUAUUUGAUCUGUUGGAAAUCGAGUGAAUCUGGCAUCAAAUAAGAUUUCUGUGGUCUGUGAAUGCCUCAAUAGUGGUGGUGGUGGUUGUGAGUCAGAAAGCAACAAGAGAACCAUGCGAGGGUGGAGGAGGCUUCAGCUGUGCCUUCUACUGGGCGCUGCUACCUGGCCCGCCGCUGUUCUCUCCCAGGACUGCUCCUUCAACGAGGAGAACGGCGAGGUGUCCACGUGCGAUCUCGUUAUGGACGUCGCGGCUUUCCAUCGGUCCCCCUGGAAAACUGGAAGAGGCAGUUCCUAUCUCUGGCAAGGAGGACCCAAAGAAGACGCCCAGGGCAGCUCCUCAGGCGGGUACGGGUUAGCCACCGUGACGGACAUGGCACGAAAGGAGGCGUGGAUGGUGACCAGUCCUGCGUCCACCACGGGACCUGAAGGGAGCUGCGUCACAUUCUCGUUCUUCAUGGGUCAGCUGGGUGUGGAGUCCAUGAAGGUACUACUUAUCACCUACGACAGCGACGACCCAAUGCAAGCCAUCACCAACACCUCCAUCCCACUGAACUUCCGCCCUAUGACCCUGUGGCGGAGACGGCAGACCACAGGCGGUGACUGGCGGCGGGCAGCGAUCACCUACUCAACGAGACAGAAGCACAGUAUCGUAUUCUCCGCCUCCCCCGACGCCAGCUACACUAGAUACCGCGGCUUUGUGGCGGUGGAUGACAUCAUUUUCAAUGCAGGACCUUGUGAGAACGAGUGUCUCUUUGAUCAAGACUUCUGCAGUUGGAAUAACGCACUUGACGAGGACGACUUCGACUGGAGCCUCGGGUGGAGCAGCAACAAACGUGGAACGGGGCCGGCCAAGGACCAAGCUUCCUCCCUCGACCCUCACGUCACUACAGGAGGUUACGCGUACAUAGACAGUGAAUCGCCCAGAUUGUCCGGGGAAACUGCCAGGCUGGUGUCUGAUGUGCUGCAGCCUCGUGAGGAGCCGCUGUGCUUUCAUUUCUGGGUCAACAUGCACGGCGGAGGACUGGGCGCCCUUAGGCUGCUUCACAUGUCAACGGACGAGGUCAACGCCACUACAGUGCUGUGGCAGGUCAACCCAGACUCAACCAGUGGCACUGAUCUCUGGUACGCCUGUCAGCAAACUGUAGCCAUCGACCAGGAGAUCCAGCUGGUGUUGGAGGCGUCCGUCGGGUCUGUCGGUGCUGGGGACAUCAGCCUUGACUCUUUCAGGUUCACGCAAGGCCCUUGUCCGAGUCAGCCGUCGGGCACCAGCGCGUUGUGGGGAGACUGCACCUUCGUGGGCGGGACGUGCAAGUGGCAGGUGCCUGGCAGGAGCCCCUACGACUGUGCCUUCCUCUCCAGAGUGUCAGGAGGCCACUACGAUCCCCCAGGACACACCGAGAGUUGGUUCCACUUCACGGACAAGUACAUGAAGUUUGACCUCAACUGCUACACCAACCAACCCCGAGACAGAGCGGCAAUGGUGUCCCCGAAGAUCAAGGAGGACUCUGGUGUCUUCUGCCUCUCCUUCUGGGUCUACAUGUUCACGAAUGUCGCCUCGCAAAGACACUUGGGAGCUCUUCAGGUCGUGCUUAUGUACCCGAACAAGAACGUGACGGUGUGGCGGCUGCAAAACAAACAACACUCCCAUUGGAACUACGCUCAGGUGCCGGUGCCCGUCUUGUCAGACCCCCUGCAGGUGGGUAUCGAGGGCGUGCAGGGACCCAAGGUGAUGGGCAUGAUGGGCGUGGAUGACAUCACGGUCUUCUCCUCGUCUCAAUGCUCAGUGGUGCCGGCAUCAGCAAGUGUCGGGGAGGCGGACUGUACCUUUGACCACAACUUCUGUCACUGGAAGAUCGAGGACCACACGGCAGACAAGCCCGACUCAGACACCUGGCACCUGCCGCGGGACAACCGUCUGAUCAAGGACCACACCUUCAACGCAGACGGAGGCGGCUUUGCUUACCUGUUCUCCUUCAGAAGCAAAAAGGAGAGUCGCAUUUCGAGUCCCAAGCUGGCGGAAAACACACCUUACUGCCUUUCCUUCUGGUUCUCUGAGAUUUACGAAGACGAGGACGCCGAGCUCUCCAUAGCAAGGGUGAGGGAAGGGGAGGAGGAGGUGGUGGUGUGGAAUAUCAAGCAAAAGGAGCUGACGGACCCUCCAGUUAGUGAUCAGAGCCCAAAGUGGCGCUAUGCUCAGGUCCUCCUCGAGUCCCAGCCCUCAGAAUAUCAGGUCGUCAUUCACGGCAAGGUGUACGACAGUUCCUGGGCUUUGGACGACAUCACCUUCUUUCCUGACCGCACCAAUUGCAAACUUCUCCCGAGGAAGGUGCAGCCAGUGAGGGACGAUGCGUAGCGCUGUUCUCUUUCUACUUCAGUUCUUCCUGCGUCACCAUUCUAGAGUAGGUCAUCAGCUGGGCCAGGACAGUGUUGAGGAGACAACCUGCAAUAGGAAUAUGCAAUAAAUUGAAUGAAAUCGAAGAUGGAGUGACGUAUUUCUAAAGCAACUGAUUAGAUCUUCCUCAACUGCAAAAAAAAGUAGAGACAAGUUAUCUGCCCUACAAAGUGUCUGCUUCAGCAAUAAAAUCAUAAAAUGAGUAAAUUCAGUAACGGAAUGAUAAAUUUAUAACAACACUACUAUUCGUCAUUUGUUAUUCCUUACCAGCAAAAUGUUGUACAUGACUUGCAUAGGUCACUGAAGGUGCAGGAUGUUGAAGGCGUAGGAUGUUGUAGGUGUAGGGUACCGAGUGUAUAGAAUAUUGCAUUUAUUUGACCAGUAAACACAUCGUAAGUUAAA
Messenger RNA from Scylla paramamosain (green mud crab), 3619 nucleotides. RefSeq names its product MAM and LDL-receptor class A domain-containing protein 1-like. The record is from RefSeq and is a predicted model, not a curated record. NCBI's taxonomy places the organism in Eukaryota, Metazoa, Arthropoda, Malacostraca, Decapoda, Portunidae. Bases 938 to 3178 code for a protein of 746 amino acids. Gene Ontology annotation, cellular component: membrane. The transcript is spliced from 18 exons.